Molecule: messenger RNA, 2043 nt
Organism: Nicotiana attenuata
Lineage: Eukaryota; Viridiplantae; Streptophyta; Magnoliopsida; Solanales; Solanaceae
Product: gibberellin receptor GID1B-like
Exons: 2
Coding region: 457-1494 (345 amino acids)
Biological process (GO): raffinose family oligosaccharide biosynthetic process; positive regulation of gibberellic acid mediated signaling pathway; floral organ morphogenesis
Cellular component (GO): cytoplasm; nucleus
Molecular function (GO): gibberellin binding; hydrolase activity
Source: RefSeq, a predicted model, not a curated record
UCUCAUCCCACUUUUCCUUCUGUUUCUUCACUGUUCUUGUCGUCUUUUUAUUUCCUCUAUUCCCCUUUUGGUCUUCACCUAUUCCCCCCACCCCUACCCCUCUCUCUUUCUCUGCGUGUAUGUGCGCUUUCCACGCUUUAAGUUUUAAUUUUGGGGCUAAUAUUUUCUCUCCCUCUCUAUACUCUUUGCCUUCCUAGUUGCUGUGUUUUCUGGGGAAGACAGUUGCUAUUUCAGAAGUGUCUGUUCUGGUUUUAGUUAACACUAAACGAGGAAUCAAAACUCCCUUCACUUACAUACAAACACCUAAACUAGUCAAACACACACACACACCGCAACUCCGUUCUUUGGAUCACUGCUCUCUAUUCUGUCAUUAUGAACGAUUAUACACUCAUAUUUCUGAAGAUCAGUGCACCCUUUUAAGUUUCUUGUACAAAGUUUGAGUCUUUAGCAAUAGUCAUGGCAGGCAGUAACGAGAUCAACGCUAACGAAUCUAAGAGAGUGGUUCCACUUAAUACAUGGAUUCUUAUAUCCAAUUUCAAGCUGGCUUACAACAUGCUUCGUCGGUCUGAUGGCACGUUUAAUCGCGAUUUGGCUGAGUUCUUGGAAAGGAAAGUCGCUGCAAACUCGAUUCCAGUUGAUGGGGUUUACUCUUUUGAUGUUGUUGAUCGUGCUACAAGCCUGCUUAACCGUGUCUAUAGACCAGCCCCAAAAAAUGAGGCCGAUUGGGGUAAAGUUGAGCUUGAGAAACCUUUGAGCACCACAGAAAUAGUACCUGUCAUUAUUUUCUUCCAUGGUGGAAGUUUUACUCAUUCUUCAGCCAAUAGUGCUAUUUAUGAUACAUUUUGCCGUCGCCUUGUUAGCAUUUGCAAGGCUGUUGUUGUUUCUGUGAAUUAUCGACGAUCACCUGAGCAUCGCUAUCCUUGUGCUUACGAUGACGGAUGGGCUGCUCUUCAAUGGGUGCAAUCGAGGCCAUGGCUUCAGAGUGGAAAGGAUUUGAAAGUUCAUGUUUACUUGGCCGGUGAUAGUUCUGGUGGUAAUAUUGCUCAUCAUGUUGCUGUGAGGGCUGCUGAAGCCGAUAUUAAGGUAUUGGGUAAUAUUCUACUUCAUCCAAUGUUUGGUGGCCAAAAGAGGACCGAAUCCGAGAAGAGAUUGGAUGGUAAAUACUUUGUAACAGUUCAAGAUAGGGAUUGGUACUGGAGAGCUUAUCUACCAGAAGGGGAAGAUAGGGAUCAUCCUGCUUGUAAUAUAUUUGGCCCGAGGGGUAGAAGCCUCGAAGGACUUAACUUUACAAAGAGUUUAGUCGUUGUAGCUGGUUUGGAUGUUGUUCAGGAUUGGCAAUUGACUUAUGUUGAAGGUUUGCAGAAAUCAGGGCAUGAGGUGAAUCUCCUAUAUCUAAAGGAGGCAACAAUAGGUUUCUACUUCUUGCCCAAUAACGAUCAUUUUCGCUGCCUAAUGGAGGAGAUAACAAGCUUCAUCCAUCCUAACCAUUCAUAGAAACACUUUAACUUCAACUGAAGGCAGCUAUAUAUAACAGAAGCUUGACAUCUCACUCGGGGUUUUUUCCCCCUCGUCUGUAGUGAAUAUAAUGGUGUGUAGUUAUAAGAUUUUGUGUAGAAUUACGUCUAAUUAUUACUUGUCAACUUAUCACAUUGAUGAUAAGAGUGUCUACACCUUCUGGUGGCCGUUGCAGUUGUCAUUCUGCAUUUGAUGACUACUGUUAUUUCUUCUUGUUAAGUGGUGAAGGUGAUUUCUGAUGAAGUUUCGGCCUUUCGGGUGGGUGCCUGAGAAAUGUAACUUGUGGAAGAAUCUUGUUUUGAGCUUACCUUGGGAAGUUUUCUAGCAAUGGAAGGUGGAUGUAGAGUAUUUGAUAAGGGAGUAAUUUCUGGUGGUUUGUCAGUUGUUUCAAGCAUCUGGCCACUACCACUUAAAUGUACUAAUUUCAGAACAUGGAUUGGAAUAAAAUUCAUGAUGUUGUGGUCUUAAUUUGUAAUUUUAUAGUUGUGGUUUAGAAGAUAUAUAUAUAAGAUUUUGUUUGUUAAUUUU